AUGGGAGGCAGCAGUGCCGCUCCUGAGCACAGCGCGUCGACCAUCGCCGCGGAGGAGGUGACAGGCUCGCACGUGCUCACCGUCGACGGGUACACCAGGACCAAAAUGUGGCUCGUCGCCGGCCAGUUCAUCCGCUCCGCCACCUUCGCCGUCGCUGGCCACCGCUGGUCCAUCUCGUACUACCCCGUCGGAACCAAUGCCGACGACUCCGACUACAUCUCCUUGUUCCUGCAUCUCGAGCCGACCGAUGCCCGGGCGGCCGACGUCGUCAAGGCAUGGUUCUCGUUCAGCCUCCUCGACGCGAGCGGCGAGCCGGUGCCGUCCUACACCUACUUCACCUACACGGCGAACACGAUCACCUGGGUCCUGCGAGGCUUCGUCUCCAUCGCCGGGAAAUGGCUGGCACAAGUUCAUCAGGAGGAAGGCGUUGGAGCAGUCCCCUACCUCCGCAACGACUCCUUCAGGGGGGCGGACGUGACGUUAGAGGUGGGCGGCGAGACCGUCGCGGCGCACCGGAGCAUCCUCGCCGCCCGGUCGCCGGCCCUCCGGGCCGAGCUCUUCGCCCUGGGCCCGGCGGGGCCGAGCGCCGCCGCGGUCUGCGUGUGGGUAGAAGGCAUCGACGCGGACGUGUUCCAGGCCGUGCUCCGCUUCGUGUACACCGACUCCCUCCCGGAGCUGGAGGAUGGCGGCGGCGGCGAGGCGGCGACGGUCAUGGCGCGGCGCCUGCUCGCCACGGCGGACAGGUACGGCCUGGAGAGGCUGAAGCUGAUCUGCGAGGACAGGCUCUGCGACGACAUCGACGCAGGCACCGUCGGGACGGCGCUGGAGCUGGCCGAGCGCCAUGGCUGCCAGGGGCUCAAGAAGGCGUGCCUAGACUAG
Molecule: messenger RNA, 879 nt
Organism: Panicum virgatum (switchgrass)
Lineage: Eukaryota; Viridiplantae; Streptophyta; Magnoliopsida; Poales; Poaceae
Product: BTB/POZ and MATH domain-containing protein 2-like
Exons: 2
Coding region: 1-879 (292 amino acids)
Biological process (GO): protein ubiquitination
Molecular function (GO): protein binding
Source: RefSeq, a predicted model, not a curated record